UCGAGAAAAUGAAAAUAAACAGGACACACAUGAUCUCUUUGAAAAGUAAUCUACGCUAUUUAUAUAAAACUGACAGUUACUCCCCAAUGCUUGAAUAAAUUUACAUCUGUUCUAAGACAUGAUGGUUUGACAGAGAUGUCUGACACAGAGGUAAAGUCAGAUCCAGAGGAUGACACCUUGUCUCCUGAGGAAAGCUUGCUGUUGUAUGCCAGGAAUGGAGAUAUUAGUGGUGUAGAGAGCCUUCUAGAAAAAAGAAAUGGAAAACAGAUUUCUUUAGAUCUAAAUUGUAAAGGGAACCAGAAAUCUAACAGAGGAUGGAGUCCUCUACAUCUGGCAGUAUACUUUGGUCAUACAGCUGUGGCAAAACUUCUUUUGGAGCAUGAUGCAGAUGUAAAUAUUGUGAACAGUGUUGGAGAUACACCCCUUCAUAGAGCAGCUUAUACAGGCAGACAUGAAGCAGUAACGUUACUGGUACAACAUAAGGCUGAUAUACAUGUUAUCAAUGCUGAAGGCUUCUCUCCAAAAGAUGUGGCCAGGAACAAAGAUAUUAAUCAACUUUUAGAAGCUGCAGAAAAUCAUGAGAAUCUACAAACUCACAAAGAAUUUUUGUCAUCUGUUAGGGAUGGCAACCUGGAAAAUAUACAAGGCAUGCUUAAAAGCAAGAAGCCUCCAGAUGUAAACAAAACAGAUGAGUUUGGUAACACAGCUUUACACAUAGCUGCACAAUCCAAUCAGAAAGAAGUGGCUGUUCUGUUGUUACAGAGUGGGGUUAAUGUAACAGCAAAGAAUGCCAAAGCCCAGACAGCUAUAGAUUUUGCAUACAACACACCAAUGAAACAAUUACUAUCUGUUACACCAGUGAAAAAUAUACCCAAACUUCCUCAUCACUGGGAAGGCAUCUUACUUAAGAAAUCUAGAUUCCUUGGCUUCCAGGCAUUAUGGGUAGUUUUGGAGAGAGGUGUACUUUCAUAUUUCAAGAAUAGGGGAGAUGCCAGUAGUGGAGUAAAGAGAAAAGGAAUGAAGUAUUUAGAUAAUGCUACUGUACUGGGAAGAGAAUCUGAACCAAGUGAGUUUGUUAUCCAUUAUUCGGAUGGUACCAGACAUACGUUUAGUUUUCCUCCUAAAGAACUUGAUCUAGUUGUUAAACAGAAACUGUUCAACAUCCUGAAGGAACAUAUCACAUUCAGUACCCACUACACGUCACAGGGUAAACAGCUGGAUGGUACCAGCCAGGAGAUUGUUUCAAUGAGGUCUGUUGAAGACUCAUUUAAGACUGCAGAAGCACAUCAUAAUUUGUUAGAGAAAAAAAUCAAUAAAAUGUUUGAAGAGGCCACUCAUGUACAGGCAAAUUCAGCAAGUUCAGCUGGAUUAGUUGGUAUGAUGGAACAGAUAGAAGAUGUGAUGAAUUUAUCUAAAGAAAUGACUAUGUCACUGAAACAAUGUCUCACACAGUUCAAACAACAAGAAGAGCUGAGACAAAAACAGUUGGAAGAAGAGAUGGAAAAGUCCAGAGUUUUGCAGGAAGCUUUACAUGCAUUGGCAACAGAACAUCAUGAAUUAGAGCGUACGAUAGGUGGUAAAAAAUCUCCUCCUCGGUGCUAUGAUACGGACGAUGAUGAAUUCUAUGACUGUGAUGGAGAAGAGAGCGGAGAGUUUGAUAUGGAUAUGAAAUCAGUAACAAACUUUGACGCUAUGUCUUAUCAAUCAGCGGACUCAGGAAACUUUCCUUGUAAUAAAUCAUCUAACUGUGAUAUACCCAAAAAUGGAAGAACGAAGCUUCCAGUACCAAUGUUUGACAGAAAUGAUUUCAGUAUAUGGAGUAUACUAAAGCAAUGUAUAGGGAAGGAAUUAUCAAAGAUUACUAUGCCAGUUGUGUUCAAUGAGCCAUUAAGUUUUCUACAGAGAAUAUCAGAGUAUUUAGAAUAUGCUAAAUUAUUAGAACAGGCCAACUUGAGUGAUGAUCCAGUAGAGAGGCUAACAUAUGUUUCUGCAUUUGCUGUCUCUGCGAUCUCAUCUAAUUGGGAGAGAAUUGGUAAACCGUUUAAUCCUUUACUAGGGGAGACUUAUGAGUUUACAAGGCCAGAUUUAGGAUUUAAGAUAAUAAGUGAACAGGUCAGCCAUCAUCCUCCAGUCAGUGCGUUUCAUGCUGAAUCACCUCAUUUUAAAAUACAUGGAUCGAUUUAUCCCAAGUUAAAAUUCUGGGGAAAAUCUGUAGAAGUCAAUCCAAAGGGUGUUAUUACAUUAGAACUUUUGCGGCAUGGUGAAACAUAUACUUGGUCCAAUAUAAACUGUUGUGUUCAUAAUGUGAUAGUAGGGACUAUCUGGAUAGAGCAUUAUGGUCCCAUGGAAGUUAUUAAUCAUAAAACCAAACACAAAGCAUUACUUAACUUUAAACAGGGAGGCUGGUUUGGUCGAGAUUUACAUAAAGUAGAAGGAUUUAUUUAUGAUAGCAAUAAACAAAAAGUAAAGGCAUUAUAUGGAAGUUGGGUAUUAGAUAUGUACAGUGUCCCUGCAGAUAUUUAUGAACAGCAUAUGAGUGAAACAGUUAAUCAUCAGCCAUGCCAGCAUAAAGAUAAAAUGAAUGGUUCUAACAACGAAAAAGAUGAUGUUACAACAAAACAUGCAGUAUUACAUACCUAUGAUUUACAUAUCCGUGAUCAACAGAGUGUGUGGAAGUGUAGACAGCGUCCAAGUCAUUCUGAUGAGUAUUUUAAUUUUACAUAUUUUGCCAUGUCAUUAAAUGAGCUGACAGAAGACGUAGCAGGCAAACUAGCACCUACAGACUCACGUUAUAGACCAGACAUUAGGUUGUUAGAGGAAGGUAAAAUAGAUGCUGCUUCUGAAGAAAAGAAUAGGUUGGAAGAAAAACAAAGAACAUCAAGGAAAGAGAGAAAAAAGAAGAAAGACGAAUGGACACCUACCUGGUUUAAGUUAGGAAAAGAUCAAUACACGGGAAAAGAUACAUGGAUUUUUACUGGUGAAUAUUGGGAUAGGAACUGGCAAAAAUCACCGGAUAUUUUCUGAUGUUAAUUUUUAUUAGUAUUCAAAUUAGCAAUGUGUCAAAAUUUCCCUAAACCAGGAAAUAUGUUCAUGGGAGAUAACUCCAGGACAAAUACCCUCAUGGAAAUACCUGAAAUCCUAUUUGUUCAUGGAGAUGGACAGUUUAGAAAAAAAAUAUGAGAAUCAGAUAGAAAGAAAGUGUAACACUGAACAUGGAUUUUUCUUCUUUGCUGAUGGUGUUAGUUGGAUUUACAGAUUAUUCUGAUUUGAUGGUUAAAAUGUAAUUCUAUU
Molecule: messenger RNA, 3291 nt
Organism: Mytilus californianus (California mussel)
Lineage: Eukaryota; Metazoa; Mollusca; Bivalvia; Mytilida; Mytilidae
Product: oxysterol-binding protein-related protein 1-like
Exons: 27
Coding region: 136-3024 (962 amino acids)
Cellular component (GO): intracellular membrane-bounded organelle; membrane; cytosol
Molecular function (GO): protein binding; sterol binding
Source: RefSeq, a predicted model, not a curated record